AUGGGAUCUAACUGUUCGAAUUGUGGAUAAUGCUAAAAAGACAAGCAAGAAUUGUUAUAUGAAGUUAAUAUAACAAAAAAAACAGAAAGUAAUAAAAAUGGAAUAUCUGUAAUUUCCUAACCAUCUCAAGCCUCAAAUCAUUCAAUUAAAGUUUAUAUCUAUCUAAUUUAUAAUAGACUCAAACAAAAUAGAAUUAUUUGAAGGAUAAUCAAGAAUCCGUCUAUGAAAAUCAAUAAGAAUAAUUAUUAGCUUAGAUGGCUACUGUAAUUUAAAAGUAAUGGAAAGGACACAAAGCAAGAUAAAAUUUCCAAUAAAUGAGGUCCUUUCAUAAUGAUGCUCAAAAAUGUGAUGAUCAAGAUACAAGUUAAAGUAAAUAAAGAAGGAAUGCAUAAAAAUAUUUCAAUUCAGAAGAAUAUGCAGGUAGCUAAAAAUAAAUUUAAAAUAGAAGUUAAUCUAAAUAAUUCAAUUAGAGAAAAAAGACCAAAAUAUUAAUUUAGGAGUGGUGCCUCAUAUGAAGGGGAAUGGUUGGGCAAUAAAAGAGAUGGUUAUGGAACUUAAAUUUGGCCAGAUGGUGCAAAGUAUGAAGGAUAAUGGUAGGAUAAUAAGGCCUGUGGGAAAGGAACUUUUUAUCAUAUAGAUGGGGAUAUAUAUACAGGAUAAUGGGAAAAUGAUUAGGCGAAUGGUUUUGGAGUUUAUACCUAAUAAAGUGGAGCAAUUUAUGAAGGUCAUUGGUAAAAUGAUUUAUAGCAUGGAUAAGGGGAAGAAAAAUGUAAUUAUCAUUUUAAAUUAAGGGAUUGAUAAUUCUUGUUAUAAAGGAGAAUAUUUUUAAGGAAAGAAACAAGGUAAAGGUUUAUAUAUCUGGCCAGAUGGAAGUUUUUAUGAUGGAGCUUGGUUUGAUAAUAAAAUCAAUGGAUAAGUAAUAUUGUAUUUUAUCAUCAUUAGGGAGAGUAUAUAUGGGCAGACGGUAGAAAGUAUAAGGGUAAUUGGAGAUAUAAUAAAAUGCAUGGUUAUGGUUUUUAUUAGUGGGCUGAUGGAAGAGCUUAUCAUGGUGAAUAUUAGGAGGAUAAGAAGCAUGGAAGGGGUAAAUAUUUAUGGCCAGAUGGAAGAAUAUUUGAAGGGGAAUGGGUAGAUGGUAAAUAACAUGGAAAAGGCAAAUAUAUUAUGGCUGAUGGAUAGAUGAAAUAUGGGUUUUGGGAGAAUGGAAAAAGAAUAAGAUGGGAAGAUAGAUAAUAGUGA
Molecule: messenger RNA, 1236 nt
Organism: Paramecium primaurelia
Lineage: Eukaryota; Ciliophora; Oligohymenophorea; Peniculida; Parameciidae
Source: the annotation of a GenBank genome assembly